Messenger RNA from Acomys russatus (golden spiny mouse), 2037 nucleotides. RefSeq names its product Rap1 GTPase-GDP dissociation stimulator 1 (gene Rap1gds1). NCBI's taxonomy places the organism in Eukaryota, Metazoa, Chordata, Mammalia, Rodentia, Muridae. Gene Ontology annotation, biological process: positive regulation of GTPase activity. The transcript is spliced from 15 exons. Bases 162 to 1985 code for a protein of 607 amino acids. Gene Ontology annotation, cellular component: cytosol. Gene Ontology annotation, molecular function: protein binding; guanyl-nucleotide exchange factor activity. The record is from RefSeq and is a predicted model, not a curated record.
GCCGCCCGCAGCCGCAGCCGCUGCUCCUCCCCGGCGGCCGCCCCCCGCGGGUCCCUCCCUGGCUGCGGGAGACGCGGAGGUAGAGGGAGGACGCCACCGCUCCGCCCCGCACCCGAACCCUUACGCCUCGCCCUGCCGGUCCCUCUCUCGGUGGGAGGAACAUGGAUAAUCUCAGCGACGCUUUACAGAAGCUGAAGAUAACCGCUGCGGACAGGGCAGAGGGCAGUUUGGAGGGAUGCUUGGAUUGUCUGCUUCAGGCCUUGGCCCAAAACAACACAGAAACAAGUGAAAAAAUACAAGGAAGUGGAGUACUUCAGUUGCUCGCAAACCUGUUAACGCCGCAGUCUUCCUGCACAGCCAGAGUAGCCAACAUCAUAGCAGAAGUAGCCAAAAACGAAUUUAUGCGAAUUCCAUGUGUAGAUGCUGGAUUGGUGUCACCACUGGUACAGCUGUUAAACAGCAAAGACCAGGAAGUACUGCUCCAGACGGGCAGGGCGCUAGGAAACAUCUGCUACGAUAGCCAUGAGGGCAGAAGUGCAGUUGACCAAGCAGGUGGUGCACAGAUUGUAAUUGACCAUUUAAGGUCGCUGUGCAGUGUAACAGACCCCGCCAGUGAGAAGCUUUUGACUGUGUUUUGUGGCAUGCUGAUGAACUAUAGCAAUGAGAAUGAUUCCCUUCAAGCUCAGCUUAUCAAUAUGGGUGUUAUCCCAACGUUAGUGAAAUUACUGGGCAUCCACUGCCAUAAUGCAGCUCUUACAGAAAUGUGUCUUGUUGCAUUUGGGAAUUUAGCUGAACUCGAGUCAAGUAAAGAGCAGUUUGCCAGUACGAACAUUGCUGAAGAGCUGGUAAAACUAUUCAAGAAACAAAUAGAACAUGAUAAAAGAGAAAUGGUUUUUGAAGUUCUAGCUCCAUUGGCAGAAAAUGAUGCUAUUAAACUGCAGCUGGUUGAAGCAGGCUUGGUGGAGUGUCUGCUAGAGAUUGUUCAACAGAAGGUGGACAGUGACAAAGAGGAUGACGUUGCUGAGCUUAAAACUGCUUCCGAUCUAAUGGUUUUAUUGCUUCUUGGAGAUGAAUCCAUGCAGAAACUUUUUGAAGGAGGAAAAGGCAGUGUGUUCCAAAGGGUGCUUUCUUGGAUUCCUUCAAAUAACAACCAGCUGCAGCUUGCUGGGGCAUUAGCAAUUGCAAAUUUUGCCAGGAAUGAUGGGAAUUGUAUUCAUAUGGUAGACAGUGGAAUUGUAGAAAAGCUCAUGGAUUUGCUGGACAGACACGAAGAAGAUGGGAGUGUGACUGUGCAGCACGCAGCACUAAGUGCCCUCAGGAAUCUAGCCAUUCCAGUUGUAAAUAAAGCAAAGAUGUUAUCAGCUGGGGUCACAGGGACGGUUUUGAAGUUCCUUAAAUCUGAAAUGCCCCCAGUUCAGUUCAAACUCCUGGGAACGCUAAGAAUGUUAAUAGAUGCACAAGCAGAAGCUGCUGAACAACUGGGAAAGAAUGCUAAACUGGUGGAGCGGUUGGUCGAGUGGUGUGAAGCCAAAGAUCACGCCGGUGUGAUGGGAGAGUCAAACAGGCUGCUCUCUGCCCUCAUACGACACAGUAAAUCAAAAGAUGUAAUUAAAACCAUUGUACAGAGUGGUGGCAUCAAGCAUCUAGUUACCAUGGCAACUAGUGAGCAUGUAAUAAUGCAGAAUGAAGCUCUUGUUGCUUUGGCACUAAUAGCAGCUUUGGAAUUGGGUCCUGCUGAGAAAGAUCUCGAAAGUGCCCAGCUUGUACAGAUUUUACACCGACUGCUAGCAGAUGAGAGAAGUGCCCCGGAAAUCAAAUAUAAUUCCAUGGUCCUGAUCUGUGCUCUCAUGGGAUCGGAAUCUCUAUACAAAGAAGUGCAGGAUUUGGCCUUUCUAGAUGUCGUGUCCAAACUUCGAAGUCACGAGAACAAAAGCGUUGCCCAACAGGCCUCGCUUACAGAGCAGAGACUUACAGUGGAGAGCUGAGAACCGCCCCUCCCCAGCACAAGGCGUCAUCCCAGCGCUGAUGACCCCCGCU